Messenger RNA from Magnolia sinica, 1521 nucleotides. RefSeq names its product protein NODULATION SIGNALING PATHWAY 2. The transcript has a single exon. Gene Ontology annotation, biological process: regulation of DNA-templated transcription. Gene Ontology annotation, molecular function: DNA-binding transcription factor activity; sequence-specific DNA binding. The record is from RefSeq and is a predicted model, not a curated record. Lineage: Eukaryota; Viridiplantae; Streptophyta; Magnoliopsida; Magnoliales; Magnoliaceae. Gene Ontology annotation, cellular component: nucleus. The coding region runs from base 1 to 1521 and encodes 506 amino acids.
AUGGAAAUAGCCAUAGAAGAAGUCGGGGAACUUGAAUUCUCUGGCUCUAGCACUACUACCACAAUUGAAGAUGAAAUGGCAUGCACUUGGGAAGACUGGGGCCCGAUUGUAGACUGGGAAAUGUUCCCCGGCGAAGACGAUUUGAUGGGGCUCAUUGAAUCAAUGAUGGACGAUCAACACGAAGUAGUGGCUCAGUUUGAAGAGCCAUGUAAUUCGAUUACAACGACCACCACCACCACCACCACAACUACUACUACUCUGGCUACAGCUGAAGAAGAAUUGAGUGAUGGCAAUGGCGAGGAUUCAAAGGGAUUGAGGCUGGUGCAUCUAUUGAUGGCAGCAGCUGAGUCUCUGACCGGCACUAACAAGUGCCGCGACCUGGCUCGGGUGAUAUUGGUUCGGCUCAAGGAGUUGGUGUCGCCGACAGACGGCACUAACAUGGAACGCCUCGCGGCGUACUUCACCGAUGCUCUCCAGGGGCUGCUGGAGGGCACUGGUGCUACGCAUUCCAAGCAUUCCACCGGGGCCCACAAUCACCGCGACGAUCCACACCAUCAUAAUCAGAACGACGUGCUGGCAGCCUUCCAACUAUUGCAGGACAUGUCUCCGUAUGUGAAGUUCGGGCACUUCACGGCGAAUCAGGCCAUUUUGGAGGCCGUCGCGAAUGAUCGGCGCGUCCAUAUAGUGGACUACGACAUCAUGGAAGGGAUUCAAUGGGCCUCACUCAUGCAGGCUCUCGUGUCGAGAAAGGACGGUCCGCCCACGCCGCACCUGCGGAUCACCGCACUGACGCGUGGCGGCAGUGGCGGCGUCAGGAGAUCGAUCGGGACCGUCCAGGAGACGGGGCGACGGCUCGUAGCAUUCGCGGCGUCGAUUGGGCAGCCCUUCUCAUUCCAUCAGUGCAGAUUGGAUCCGGACGAGAACUUCCGUCCGUCGUCGGUGAAGCUGGUGAAGGGCGAGGCGCUUGUGGUGAACUGCAUGCUUCACCUCCCGCACUUCUCCUACCGUGCGCCGGACUCGGUGGCGUCGUUCCUAUCGGGAGCCAAGGAUCUGGGCCCGAGGCUGAUCACGCUCGUGGAGGAGGAGCUGGGGCCAACCGGCGAGCUGGGGUUCGUGGGGCGAUUCAUGGACUCGCUACACCACUACUCAGCCGUUUACGACUCGCUGGAAGCGGGGUUCCCGAUGCAGGGUAGGGCUCGGGCGCUGGUGGAGCGGGUGUUCCUAGGUCCCAGGAUAGCAGGGUCGCUCGCCAGGUGCUACCUUGCGCGGGGGGAGGAGGAUGAAGAGUCGUGGGGGGCGUGGAUGGCUGGGGCAGGUUUUAACCCUGUAGGGAUUAGCUUCUUCAACCAUUGCCAGGCGAAGCUGCUGUUGGGUCUAUUCAACGACGGAUAUAGAGUAGAGGAGGUGGCCCAUAACAAGCUCGUCUUGGGUUGGAAAUCUCGCAGGCUUCUCUCUGCUUCCCUUUGGUCUGCUCCUUCCAUUUCCCAAAAUGCCCCUCCCGAUUCCCAUCUUCCAAAGUAA